CCCAGUUGUGUCAUAGUUUAAUGUCAAAUACAGUUUUAAAUAUUUUAAUUUUGGCAAAUAAUAACUUGUGUCAAACAUGUGGUUUUCAUUUAGCUAAAAUGUUAAACAUAAAUAAAAGUUUAAAGAAUAUCGAUUUAAGUUGGAAUUGUGUAGGUGAAACGGGAGCAGAAUUAAUAAUGAAAUCUUUAAAAAACAAUGAAAUUCUUUUAGAACUAAAUAUUCAAGGAAAUUCUGUAUCUAUGGAAUUGUCUUCUAUGAUAGCUGAACAACUAAAACAGAAUAAAUCAAAUGAAAUAAAUCAAAAAGAAGUUCAAGUCAGAAACUUAAGUCUCCUUGAACAUGUAGCAUCAGUUGAUAAAAAUUAUCAAACACAAUUGAACAUUCUUAACAAUCAAUAUCAUAACCGUGUCGAUGAACUACAAUCAAACCUACAACUUCUCCAAUUAAAAAAUCAAGAACAAAAACAAGAACUUGAAGAAUUAAAAAAAAAAAGUUUAAAAGACCAAGAAGAUUAUAUACUUAUUUCAAACCAAAUCAAAAAGAUAAAAUCAGAAGCAUCUUUUAAUAAACAAAGUUUAAAAUCACUUAUAACAAAAAUAAGCAAUGAAAUUCCAAAUUCUCAUAUGGAAAACAUGAAUUUAGAGGACUUAGAUAAAAUAUUUUAUAUUAUUUCAAAAAUUAAAAAAAACUGUGACAUUAAAGUUUUACAAGAAAAAAAAGAAUGCCAACGAUUAGUAGAAGCUUUACCAAAAUUGACAAAUGAACUAAAGACAUUAAAAGAAGAAUGGGAAAAUUUUAAAUCUUCAACAGAACUAAACAUAAAAGAUUAUUCUGACGAACUAAUAGCUAUUAAAAAGUUACUUCUUACAAAUAUGUAUCAUCGUAAAAUUUCAAAUAUAAUUAGUAAUGAAAUAAAUAAGAACAAUUUAAUUAGACAACGAGAAGAAAUACAAAUUUAUGAUAAACAGACAAAUGUAUUACUUUUGUUAAAUACAAAGAUAAAAACACUACAUAAAGAAAAGUCAGAUUUAGAAAUUAAAUUAGCAGAAGCUGAAAUAAAGUCUGUUGAAGCUAAUGAGACAAUGAAAGUACUUCAAAACGAUUUGAUAUUGGCUAAAGAUGAAUUGAUAAAGUUAAAUAAAACAGAAAUAUAUAAUAUAGCUGCUCAAACAACAAGUGAUACAUUAGCCAAGGAAAUAGAUAUUUUAAAAACUAAUCUUGCUGAAAAAGAUAAUCAACUAAGACUCUCUAAAAUGGAAAUAGAUAAAAUUAAUAUCAAUCAUGAAACUGAAUUAAUAAAUCUUGAGAAAAAAUUUCAAUCAGAAUUCCAAGCAUUUAAAGAAAAAAGGAAAGAAGAUUUAAACCAAAGUGAGAAGAUGUGUUUAAUGUUUCAAAAAUAUGUUGCUAAAUUGAAAAAAGAUAACUUGCAAUACAUGAAUAAUGACCAGUGA
Molecule: messenger RNA, 1451 nt
Organism: Rhopalosiphum maidis (corn leaf aphid)
Lineage: Eukaryota; Metazoa; Arthropoda; Insecta; Hemiptera; Aphididae
Product: girdin-like
Exons: 8
Coding region: 21-1451 (476 amino acids)
Source: RefSeq, a predicted model, not a curated record